AGGAAAAGUGGGCGUGUUGUUGCCUUUGAGGCAGCAGCAGAGGCAGUCGGAGGUAACUGAAAAGGAUAUAUUUGACAAACCGUGGCUUUGCGUAAGGGUUUGUUUGGGGUGAGUGAAGAAAACCAACUCUUUUUAAAAAAAAAAAAAACUACAAAGUAUCAUUUGAGUGCAAAUAGCCUUUAAAAAACAAUUUUAAAAAAUCACCGAUAGACUAAAACGGAGGGUGGGGGAGGGACUGCGUCUCCUCGCUCCAUCUCACGUUACCGAGCUAUAGUGGAGUGGCGAGGUCAGCACGGCUCCAGCUGCGACACGUGAACCUGCCUCCAAAUAUAAAUGUGAUCAAACGCCGCUCAGAGGGUCCUCACACCCCUGCGUCGAAAGUCCCCCCCGCCCAGAAUCCCCUUUACGCACAAGGCCACGACCAAGAGAGCGCAGCUACGCGUAUAGCCGAGUGAACUCAGGAUGAGACUGGGUGGCGUGGCCCAGCUAUGUCCAGUCAGUCGGACGGUGCUGUGAGUGGCGGCGGCAGCUGUGGAACGUGGAGAAAGAAUCCUCUCAUGGGACUUCCAGGUCCUGAAGCGCCUGAUACGGAGGCAACGUGAGGAGCGCGCGAGCCUCCAGAACACGGAGCGACACCAGGACUCUCCUCAUACCAACGGGUUCCGACUGGGAAGGAAAGGGGACGAACCCGUCUUUGAGCCGAGCGCACAGAGGACCCGAGCCUGAAGGUUGUGGGUACAUAACAUGGGAGUGCAAUGUUGUCCAGGAAGGGACUCAUUCCUGAGGAUUACUUGCUGACACGAUUAGCUGAGGAUGUUCUGCAGCCGAGGUUCAAGGCCAAACAAGGGAAGGCCCGGUUUGUGGGGAAGAACGGCACCUGCAACGUUGCGCACACCAACAUCCGAGAACAGGGUCGGUUCUUACAGGACGUGUUCACCACACUAGUGGAUUUAAAAUGGCUCCACACUCUCAUCAUUUUCACCAUGUCCUUCCUAUGCAGCUGGCUCCUGUUCGGGAUGAUCUGGUGGCUCGUGGCUUUUGCGCACGGAGACCUGGGUGAAACGGGGGUUGAUUUUGUCCCGUGCGUAACGGACAUCCACUCUUUCUCCUCAGCCUUCCUCUUCUCCAUAGAAGUCCAGGUGACCAUCGGCUUCGGGGGUCGGAUGAUCACGGAGGAAUGCGUCUCGGCCAUCAUCAUCCUCAUAGUGCAGAACAUCGUGGGACUGGUCAUCAACGCCAUCAUGCUGGGCUGCAUCUUCAUGAAAACUGCGCAGGCCCACCGGCGCGCGGAAACGCUCAUCUUCAGCAAGCACGCGGUCAUCUCCCUCCGAAACAGCAAGCUGUGUUUCAUGAUCCGCAUCGGGGACCUGAGGAAAAGCAUGAUCAUCAGCGCCACCGUGCGUAUGCAGGUGGUAAGGAGGAGCACCACGGAGGAGGGAGAGGUGGUGCCCCUUGACCAGAUCGACAUUCACAUGGAUAACCCGGUGGGGACCAACGGGGUCUUCCUGGUGUCCCCACUCAUCAUCUGCCAUGUCAUCGACAAGUCCAGCCCGCUGUACGAGCUUUCACCGAACGACCUGCAGCACCAGGACCUGGAGGUGAUCGUGGUGCUGGAGGGGGUGGUGGAGACCACCGGCAUCACCACGCAGGCCAGGACUUCCUACGUGUCGGAGGAGAUCCUGUGGGGCCAGCGCUUCGUACCGACGGUGUCCGAAGACGACGGCAUGUACGCAGUGGACUAUUCCAAGUUUGGCAACACCGUCAAGGUACCGACGCCGUGCUGCAGCGCCAAGAAGCUGGAUGAGGCCGGUGGCGUCGGGCGGUUUAAGCUGAACGAGGGCGUCACCAUGCGGCCGUCCGUGAGAAGGCGGAGGGGGGCCGCGAUGGUGCGCAGGUCCAGAAUGGAGAACAAGUGAGGCGUUCUGCUUAAAACUGAGCCGCUUCACUUUCAGUAUCAAUUUUUUAAAACAACAAAAAACCCUGAAUCUUAUUUAUUUUACAUUUGUAUGCACACAUAAACCUGUGUUUACCUCAGGAUCAGAGAGACAAAAAAUCUGACUGUUGGAAUAGUUCAGAAUUUCAACAUUGGGGUUCUGUGAAAAGGUUACAAGUGGUUAAUAACCUGUCUAUCUUUAACAAACGGUUCUCAGUCCCUCCCUAUUUAUUAUGAAUCCAGAGUGAUUAUCUGAGAGGAAACAUUAAACUCUACCACCCUAAAGCAGCUCUAGUCUCAACGCUGUUUUUAAUGUGGCUUUAUUCAUUUAUUUUAAUUUUUUACCAAAGCCCUGCACAAAAUAUCUUAUGUGUGCUGCAUCAGUGUCAUGACUUGAAAUAUAAUCUGAAGAAUGAAUUAUUUAAUGAUUGAUCUCUAUGACAGAGACAAUAAAGCAAGCAGAUUUCUGUGAAUUUGAUAGCAUUGGAAUUUACUAAGGAUGAACACUAAAAUUGAAAGGAGUUGAAACUACAAAGUCUGAAUACCAAAGUAUCCAACAUUUAUCUGAGAGGAGAAAGAUGGGAAGGAUUUCAAAGACUGAGAAAGACAUUUGUUCGUUCAGCUUUCAACACCAGAGCUGCCGAGGACAGAAAUAGAAACUAGAAACAGUGCCUUACUUUUGUCAGCUGUUUUUUCCCUCUCAGUUGAGGAGCAGAAGGCUUUCUCUUACCCGUCUUUCUGAACAGGUAAACAGUUCUGGACUUUUCAAUGUUCUCACUCUGGAUAUGGCACCAGGUUGGAUGUGCAUGAAGAAGUGCUUAAAGAAAGUUAAUCAGUACCCAAAGUUACAAACAAUAUAUGGAAAUAUAUAUAUUUUACCAAAAUGUCUACAAUCUAUUACUGCAAUUGUAAUACAUCUUUGAAGUUUCAAACAUCAGUAAUCGAUCUAUUGAACAGUUAUUCUAAUAGCUAAUAUGCUUGAUUAAAAAUUUAUUAUCAAACUUAGAAAAUAGUUUGAGUACUUUGGUACAAAAUAGAAGUAAGGAGGGAUGAAAUACUGUUUGUAGGCACAGAACCGGAGUACAAAUUGUCAAAUGGAGGAAAUAACUCUAGAGUUCUUAAUUGGGUCGGAGAUCUGAUCCAAUUUAGUCAUGUUUUCUUUUCCUGGUAAGAAAUUAAAUUUUUUAACCUUUUAACAAAACCCCACUUCAGAACUUCUGAGCUGUUUAAAUGUGAGCCCUGGCAUCCAGAGUGCAAUGUUUGUUUUUUAAAAUCUGAGUGAUUGCAUGUAUUUUAAAUGAUUAGAAACGGAGAUGCUUAACUUAAAGAUAAACAUAAUGUUGUACAUGGCCUUGCUGAAAAUGACAUUAAAGUAAAGCUGUUUUCAUGUA
Messenger RNA from Gambusia affinis (western mosquitofish), 3324 nucleotides. RefSeq names its product potassium inwardly rectifying channel subfamily J member 11 (gene kcnj11). Gene Ontology annotation, biological process: potassium ion import across plasma membrane; regulation of monoatomic ion transmembrane transport. The coding region runs from base 756 to 1916 and encodes 386 amino acids. NCBI's taxonomy places the organism in Eukaryota, Metazoa, Chordata, Actinopteri, Cyprinodontiformes, Poeciliidae. The transcript has a single exon. Gene Ontology annotation, cellular component: plasma membrane. Gene Ontology annotation, molecular function: ATP-activated inward rectifier potassium channel activity. The record is from RefSeq and is a predicted model, not a curated record.